CCUGGACUAAGAACACCUCUACAAUCUUCUCGAAGAAAACUUCAUCAUCUUCCUCUCAAAUUUCAAACCACAAUUCUAUAGGUUGGUUAAACUUGUUUUAACCAUUGUCCUCUCUCGGAUUCGCCAGAACACGUCAAAAUGAGAGAAGCUAUCUGCAUUCACAUCGGACAGGCCGGUGUCCAGAUCGGAAACGCAUGCUGGGAGCUCUUCUGUCUGGAACACGGUACUUGACUAACAAGUCCUUCUUGUUUUUGCUGGAUAAUUUUCCGAUUGAAAUUUUUCGACACCUGGCGGCACUUGCUCGUUCUGAUGAUGUGAAUCUAUUCGGCAAUCUGCCUAAGAUAUCCCUGACUUGCUCGCUCUAAGUCUCUCCAUUUCGCUCCUGCAUCAGAUAAGUGGUUUUCUAUCCUGGCUUAUGAUAUCUGUUUCCGUACUCGCAGGUAUCCAGCCGGAUGGCCAGAUGCCGUCGGACAAGACCAUCGGUGGUGGCGAUGAUGCUUUCAACACCUUCUUUUCCGAGACCGGUGCCGGAAAGCACGUCCCGCGUGCCGUGUUCGUCGACUUGGAGCCGACUGUGAUCGACGAGGUCCGUACCGGAACCUACCGUCAGUUGUUCCACCCGGAACAGCUGAUCUCCGGUAAAGAGGAUGCCGCGAACAACUUCGCGCGUGGUCACUACACCAUCGGUAAGGAGAUCGUCGACUUGUGCUUGGACCGCAUCCGUAAGCUCGCCGAUAACUGCACUGGUCUGCAGGGCUUCCUGAUCUACCACGCAGUCGGUGGCGGUACCGGAUCCGGUUUGGGCUGCCUCAUGAUGGAGCGUCUGUCCGUCGACUACGGUAAGAAGUCCAAGAUUUCCUUCACGGUCUGGUGCUGUCCGCAGGUCUCCACUGCCGUCGUGGAGCCGUACAACACCGUCCUGUGCGUUCACUCUCUGUUGGAGCACACCGAUGUCACCAACCAGGUCGACAACGAGGCGCUGUACGAUAUCUGCCGUCGUAACUUGGACAUCGAGCGUCCUACCUACACCAACUUGAACCGUCUGAUCGCACAGAUCAUCUCGUCUCUUACGGCGUCUCUCCGCUUCGACGGUACUUAUAAUCGAUAAUCAUAUUCACCUCAUCUAGCGAGGACGGGACUGGAACCUUGUACUAGAGGAUCUUCCUCUUCGUGCUUCUGCUUCUAUCUUGAUUAUUAUAUGUUCCGGAUUUAGAAGAUUUGUUCGCACAACAUUACACCAUUCGAAUCUUGCACAUCCUGUCAAUCUAAACUCUCACUUUAGGUGCUUUGAACGUGGAUGUGACCGAGUUCCAGACCAACUUGGUGCCCUAUCCGCGUAUCCAUUUUAUGUUGACGUCCUACGCGCCGAUCAUCUCUGCCGAGAAGGCUUACCACGAACAGCUCUCAGUGUCCGAACUAUGUAACAGCGUCUUCGAGCCGUCCUCCAUGAUGGUCAAGUGCGACCCCCGGCACGGAAAGUACAUGGCCUGCUGCCUCAUGUUCCGUGGUGAUGUUGUGCCGAAGGAUGUGAAUUUAUGAAAACAUUCUAAAACUUCUUCUAAAUUCUAAUUUUUCAUCACGUUGUAGUAGCACAUAUCAGUCGUUAUUGUGGAUGUGGUCUCCGAAGGCCACAACAUUAGCUUGUGCACUAGUUUGAUUAAUGUUGAGGCAGCAGAAGAUAUUUGAACUUGAAGAAUUUAGUAGACGAUGAAACUGUUUAAAAGUACUAGUUGCUGACCUGCUCCAGUUUCGUCUCUCUAAUCCGUGCUUCCGUCGCCACCAUCAAGACCAAGCGCACCAUUCAGUUCGUCGACUGGUCUCCGACGGGCUUCAAGUGCGGAAUCAACUACCAGCCGCCGACGGUCGUUCCGGGUGGUGACUUGGCCAAGGUGAUGCGCGCAGUGUGUAUGAUCUCCAACUCCACCGCCAUCGCUGAGGUGUUCUCCCGCAUCGAUCACAAGUUCGAUCUGAUGUACUCGAAGCGUGCCUUCGUCCACUGGUACGUCGGUGAGGGUAUGGAGGAAGGCGAAUUCUCUGAGGCGCGUGAGGAUCUCGCUGCGUUGGAAAAAGACUACGAGGAGGUCGGUAUCGAGACCGCCGAAGGAGAAGGCGAAGAGGAGGGAUACGGUGACGAGUUCUAAAUCACGAGAAGAUGAGGAUGCCUUAGACUUCUUUGUUGCUACAAGUUAGACUUCGUUGUAGAGGAGAGGAUGAAGGUGUUUUUAGAUCAGAUGAUGACUUUCUCUUCGACUUUUUUGUGGAGGAGAAAAGUCAAAGUUCAUCUUCUUGAAGUUGGAUUAUUCUAGUGUCUUUACAUGUCUGGAGAUGGAACUGUCUGCACCUACAACACCGGGAUUGAAAUUGGAAUGAUCUAGAAUCAAUCUUAGCGAUCAUGAUUCGACUGUUUCAGUACUUGUGCUCGACUCCUCGACGAAGAAUGAAUUUUUGCAGAGUUGCUUUAGGAAUAUGAAGAUGAGGUAAGUAGGGUAGCGAUAUGCAUUUUUGCCAAUGAGAUGUUGUCUUCAAAAAAUAUUGAGAUGAAAUGCCUAUGACAACAUAGUAGAGUUUGAAGUGAAGUCGAAGUCAGACAACUCAAAUGAAACUAACAACACCUAGAUCAUGCCUUAAGACACAUGCAACUGAUUUGUAGAAAUAGAAGGAUGUUUGCUCACAUUCUGAUGGAUAGAAAUGUAACUAGAGUCUCCAACUUCUUUGGUAUUUCGCUCAGUCACUGUCGUCGUGAUUAUUUUUACCUUUCUUAAUAUCAAUGUGGUUGAUCAUCAUCCAUUCUGUCCAUGACCACUUCGGUCCAUUCGUCUACUCAAAAAUAUCUACUUGUCGUCAAUAGUCCUACUGAAAACACUGUUCUUGGAGACUUGUAAGAUCUGUAGAGAAGUACUAAGUUUGGUUUCAAACUGAGGAUGGACUUGUACCUCGUUUCUGACUCGUUUCCUCUCUAGAUUAUGAUUGAACAGAAACAGUGCUUGAAAACGAAGAUUCCUCUCCCCCGCGAACGCUGUUGUUUCCAGGACACUGUAGCCAUACGAGAUCAUAUGCAUCCGAUGGUCAGACCUUAUAGAUGUUUCGCUUCAACUAAAACUUUCC
This is a messenger RNA of Amoebophrya sp. A25, 3105 nucleotides long. Lineage: Eukaryota; Dinophyceae; Syndiniales; Amoebophryaceae. The record is from the annotation of a GenBank genome assembly.